AUGACGGAUUCUUCAAAAUAUGGAAUUUAUUUGAAUGAUAGUAAAGAUAAAAUAACCUCUCCCAUUCAAUUACAAGAUGGUGAUACAAUUCGUUUUGGUUUUCAACAACAGCAAUGGAGGAUCUCUUAUGAACCGUUUGUCGUGGCUACGUCUCGCCUAAAUGAUGCUGCAGAGAAAGACUCAAUGAUAUCUUCUAUCAAAAAACUGGGCGGCCAUUAUGUAAAUAACUGGAUUGAAGAAUGUACACAUUUAGUUGUUAACGAAAUCCGAGUCACCGUGAAGGUUUUAUCUGCUCUAACCUCAUGCAAGCCGAUCGUAACACCAAAGUAUAUUAUAGAUUUAGUAAACAGCAUCGAAUCAAGGAAGGAAUGGAUCGAUCCUGAAAUUUAUUUGCCAACAUUAUCCGAAAUUGAAGGAGAUGUAACUUCAAGAGACCAAUUUAAAGUCAAUACUAAGAGACAAAAUAUAUUUAGUAGUAAAACCUUCGUUUUUCUAAUAAAUAAACAGUAUCAACGAUUAAAACAAGCCGUAACUUCCUGUGGAGCCAGCACACGACUUGUGGAAUCCAGAGAUUCUAUCGAUCAAACCCUACUGUUAUCUACCGAUAGCCUCGUCAUUACUCCCAAUCUUCACGCUAUGAAAGCGUUAACUCCUGCUCAAAAAGAUCUUAUCGAAACUGUUGAAGGUCUUCUACUAACUAAUGGAUUCCGACUAAUAUCCGAUUCAGAGAUUGGAUUAGCAGUUAUUCAUACCGAUGCACAAAAGUAUUGUAACCCGUCAGAUCCUUCCAUAGUUUCUGCUCCUCAACCUAAACAUCCAAUUGAUCCAGCUACCUCAUCACGACGUACAACGACAUCAGACAUAGAAUCUUCUCAACAAGACACAAAGCAAAAAAGACCACUUCAAAUUACCGAUUCCGAACAAUUGGAACCACAAAAAAAGGCUAUAAAAUUGGAGUAUGAUACACACAACACCGAGUCAAAUGUUGUGAACAAGGAAGACAAAUCAAUGGCUUCAAAAGCUGACGGAGAAUCCAGGGAACUGACGAAAAAGGAAGAGAAUUUGACAGGACUGAAUGAUAAUGAUAAGAAUUCCCAGCAGGAAAACAUACGUAAUGGAUGUAAGCAAUGUGAUCCUCCAACAUCACCUCCAGCUACGGAAAUAGUUGUCAAACCGGGAUAUUUAAGCACAAAGUUAUACGCCGAUCAACAAAUCAAUACUGAAGAUUGUGAAAGAGAAUUUAAUAGGGCGAAAGAAAAAGUAAUCCAUUUAACCGUUGUGCGGACAGAAUCAAAACAUCACGUAGAUGCUUUGAAUGACAUUAAAAAUUUCAAAAAAUUUAGAAAGUCCUAUUAUCCUGGAAGAGAUCGUGUAGGUUUACCUACCAUUAUUGGAGGAAAUGAUCUCCUUCGGUAUACAGCAGGUAGCGACUCAAGUUUAGGAGAUUGGAUACAUGAAGCACGAAGGGCACAUGAUGAGAAAGCCCAAGAAGAUCAACUUGCAGAUGAUUUAUUCAGCAAUCAGAUUGAAGAGAAGCGUGUCAUCAUAUCAAGCUAUAAAAGUAGUCAUUAUAAAUCGAAAAAUUGA
Molecule: messenger RNA, 1587 nt
Organism: Trichoplax adhaerens
Lineage: Eukaryota; Metazoa; Placozoa; Uniplacotomia; Trichoplacea; Trichoplacidae
Exons: 13
Coding region: 1-1587 (528 amino acids)
Biological process (GO): mitotic G2 DNA damage checkpoint signaling; double-strand break repair via homologous recombination
Cellular component (GO): Mre11 complex
Molecular function (GO): damaged DNA binding; protein binding
Source: RefSeq, a predicted model, not a curated record